AUGGUCAGCGCAACCCUCAGCCCCGGCUCAGCCCAGAGCGAGGAGAACUCCCAGUUCUGGUGGGACGAGAUCUCUCAUCCCCUCUACUCCCUCAUGCAGAGUGCUGGCUAUUCUGUCGAGGACCAAGAACAGUACGCCGACUUCGUGAACCGGUUCGUCGUCUCGUCGCUGGGCCCUCGUCCAAACACCAACAAGGCCGGCGCUCGCCUGCCUCACUUUGACAGCUUCUGCUCCGACGACUUCUCGCCCGCGGAGCUCAGCUGGAACGUAGGGCUGACAAGGUCCAAGAUCCGCGUCGGCUCCGAGCCCAUCGGACCUUUUGCUGGAACCUCGAAAGAUCCCUUUAAUCAGGAUGAGCCCGAGGUCGUCAUGUCGCGCCUGCUGCGCUAUGGCAAGGGCGACGUCGAUGCUGAGUUGUGGGAGUUCUUCAAGAAGCACCUUCACGUCGAAGCAAAACACGCCAACACCAUCGUGUCGAAGAUGGCACCCAAUGAACAUAUGACAACGAACACCAUUUCUUUUGAUCUCGAAGGUGAUCACCCAGCACCGAAGGUCUACUUCUACCCUAUCCCCAUCACCCUGCUCACAAACAACUACGCCGGCGAGCUCAUCACAGACGUCAUCUCUCAGCUGCCUCUGAACCUGAUGCCAUCAUUCGACUACGUCCGUGACUUCGUCUACAAGUACAAGCACGAACGUGACAACAUCAACAUCCUCCGCCUGGAGCUCAUUGCCUUCGACGCAAUCAAACCCACAGACGCGCGCUUCAAGCUCUACUUGCGCAUGAAGGAGACGUGUCUCGCGCGUGUAGAAGAGGUCUACUCUCUCGGGGGCUCCCUCAAGGGCCCCGAGAUCGAAGGCGGCCUGGAGCUCAUCCGCUCGUUUUACAUGCACGUCUUGGGACUCACGGCUCCCGAGGAGGAUCUCCCGAGGAGCACGCACAGAACGGCGGGUAUCAUCUUCAACAUGGAGAUCAUGCACGAUCGACGUGAGCCGCUGCCGAAGGUGUACAUCCCGGUGCGACACUACGGCGGAACGGAUUUGCGCAUUGCGCAGUCGCUCAGCAACUUCUUCAGAGCUUGCGGGUUUACGCAUCUCGCGGACACAUACGUCGAGGCGGUGCAAAAGGCAUUCCCAACUCAGGACUUCUCCAACACUAUUGGGAGACACUCGUACGUCGGCUUGUCGUUCAACAAGGAGGGACCUUACGUCACAAUGUACUAUAACACCAUGACUUUUUCGGCGGGUAAUGAGCGGAAUCCCGAUGGCAAGCUUGUUGGGCCUGCGGCGUGGCAACAGCGUCAUUUGCUAGAUUAA
Messenger RNA from Colletotrichum karsti, 1317 nucleotides. RefSeq names its product aromatic prenyltransferase. The record is from RefSeq and is a predicted model, not a curated record. Lineage: Eukaryota; Fungi; Ascomycota; Sordariomycetes; Glomerellales; Glomerellaceae. Bases 1 to 1317 code for a protein of 438 amino acids. Gene Ontology annotation, molecular function: transferase activity, transferring alkyl or aryl (other than methyl) groups. The transcript is spliced from 2 exons. Gene Ontology annotation, biological process: alkaloid metabolic process.